GUGAACAUGCAGUAUGAGACUGCCUCAGCAGAUCCUGUGAGGGUUCUGCACUAGAUUUUAAGUUCUGUAUGUAUUGUGAUGGUAUUCAUUUCCACAAGAAGCAGAAUAGACCCUACAGCGGUUUACUGCAAAGAAAAAAAUGCAUUUUAUUUUGCUCUUUCUGGCUUUUUGUGGAGCCUUUGACUUUACGUCUCCUAACAAAUGUGAAAAUGCAUACGACUGCCCCAAAGAUUACCAAGAAGUCUUCAUGAAGGAAACUAUUACUGAGAUCCCAAAAUCCAUCAGUCAAAAAACAACUGAAGUAUUCUUUGUGCAGACUGGAAUUUCGACAAUCCGGCAAGAUGCAUUCAAGUACAAGACUCAUGUGGAAAAGGUAUUCUUCAUAAAUAAUAAAAUUAGCUCAAUAGAAGCUGGUGCCUUUGAUAAUCUACAAAACCUUACGGAACUCGAAAUAUCUGGAAAUUCAGAUUUGCAUGAGCUUAAGGCUGGAGUCUUCAGCAAUCUCAGCAGCCUGGUAAAGCUGGUUCUUAGGAACAACAACAUUACUUCUUUGGAUCAAGGAAUUUUUGACGACCUACACAAUUUAGAAGAUCUCUACCUAAAUCUCAACAACUUACCUUCUUUUCCUCCUGGCAUAUUUGAUGCAAUUGGAAAACUCAAAAUACUGCAUCUAGCAAAAAAUAAAUUGACUUUGUUACCGGAGGACAUAUUUAGUAAAUUGCCUAAUUUAAAAAUUCUCCGUCUCUAUGAAAAUGAGUUUACAGAGCUUCCUCAAGGAUUGGUAGACAGUAACCACCUUCUUAGUGAAUUCAGUAUUAAUAAUAACAAAAUAAAAAUAUGGCCCAAAGGUUUUUUGGCUAAGUCAAAGAAUCUUGAAAAAUUGUUCUUGGAAAGUAAUUUGUUUGAAGAACUUCCAGAUCAAAUGCUAUUCGGGCUUAAUAAAAUAAAAUAUCUUAGAAUGAAUAAGAAUAAAUUAAAGAGGCUCCCGGAUUCAAUAUCUGAUGGUAAUGUUGUUACAGAACUUGAUCUGUCCGAAAAUGAAAUAACUGAUAUUCCAGCUACCGCAUUUAAUAAUUUUAUAAAGUUGAAAAAGUUGGUGAUUUCUUCAAACAGACUUACUGAGCUAACCAAGGAAAUGUUUUCUGGUUUGGGAAAGUUAACAGAGAUUAAUAUGGAAAAAAAUAAUCUUAGUAGCUUACCAAAUGAGGUGUUCUCAUCCCUCCCAGAGUUAAAGACACUUAGACUUAAUAACAACAAGUUCACCAGCAUCAGUGUUAGUCCAAUUGAGUCUGUGCCCAAACUUACUAGUUUAUUUUUAAAGAAUAAUCCCUGGGCUUGUGACUGUAACUUACAUGAUCUCUACAACUGGAUAAAUGGCAACAAAGCAAAAGUAAGGGACAUUGAUAAGAUAUUGUGUGAAUUGCCAGAUAAUCUCAAAGGACAAGUGGUAAACUCUCUAAAAGUUGAUGAAUUAGUUUGCUCAACAACUCCAAGGACAACAUUACAAACCACCACCAAAGCAGCCAUUAUCACAACUCUUCCAACUACCAUCCACACAACUCAGCAGAUCACUACUGUAAAGCCUAAAACAACUCUAAUGACUACAACACUUAAAACAACAGUCCCUCAUACCACUCCUCUGCCAACUACAGCUCAUAUGCCAACCACUCAAUUUAUGCCAACCACACAAUUUACAACAAGGCUUACAACUCCCGACAUGACAACUUUAAGAGUUUCAACGCCUCAAGAAACAACUCUCAUGCAAACAACAGCUGUUGAAGUCACAACACCACGUAUGACAACUAUUAUGGCAACCACAGAAAAUACAACCCCACAACUUACUACAACUGUAAAAAUUACAACACCCAAAGAAACAACUUUAAUGCAAACUACAACUAUAGAAGUUACAACUCACGCAAGAACAACCAUAGAAACCACUAAACUCACAACCACCCAAUCUACUACAGUAAAACUAACAACUCUGCCAGAAACAACAACUUUGCAUCCCACUAGUCCUGAGUCUACAACUGUUCAAAAGAGAACAACAAUCAUCGAAACAACAAGCAGCCCUCAAGCCACAUCAACUGCAUAUUCUACACCUGAAACAACAUAUGAAGCAUCUACAACAGCUCCCAAGACACUGACUCUUAGCACUCUUAUGCCAACUUCAACACCAAAGGAAGCUACAUCUGCAAUUUCAGUCCCUUCACUGAAGCUAACAACUUUAUUCACUACACAGAAAAUGACAACAGGUGUCUCUUCUACUGAAAUCAAAUCUACAUGUAGUCCAACCAGAGAGACCUCUACAACAUUACCCACAGCAACAGACUUUUUGAUGCAAACUGUUUCUACAGAAAGCAACGUAACUUCCUUGAGCACUGUUGCAACAACAGAGAUUAUUAAUAAAGAUGGCAACUCUUUACUACCUUCAUCAGCCACAUUACAGUUAAAAGACAGUGGGUUUCUAUUUGGAUCUAGAGUUCAUCACUGUCAGUUUUUAUUUGUCUCCUACUUGACUUUACUAUGUAUUGAAAUCUGUACUACAUUUUUUUUAAUAACAUUCAGUUACAGAUUACACAAAUCUAUACGUAGUGUAAAGAUACCAGCACGUCCUGUAAUACUGGUUUGUAUGUAUACAUCCUACAGGCACAUGGUGCUCAAAAAUCUGUCAAAAUGUUUUAGCACGGCCAGCAUGUUGUUCUGCGUGACUGAUAGCGUUGAGUUUGAAAUCCGCUUCUCACUGGCCACUCUAAUGGCAGCGGAGGUAACGAAAAUGCUCCUGCCUGAUUUGAAACUGCAAAUUGAUGCCUCUAUUGCCUCUGCCCUUACCCAUGUCCAGGGAGAGGUGUCCCUACAUACCUCCCAGAUAGCUGACCUGGAGGAGCGGAUGAAUGUAAUGGAGGAGGAGAUGAUGUCUGCUAAACAAAAACUGCAGCAGUCUGCUCAACUCACUAAAGCUCUACAGGAAAAGACAGAUGAUUUAGAAAAUCGCUCCCGCAGGAGCAACCUGAGACUGGUGGGUUUACCUGAAUCAAUACCGUCUCAUCAACUAUGCGCCAUUUGUGCGGAGGAACUGCCACAAGCACUGGGCAUUAAAGUUAAGGCUGCAGUGGAGAGAGCUCAUAGACUGGGCCCUGUAAGACAACCUGCGGCCUCUUCUGUUGCUAAUGCUGAUAACAGACCAAGACAAGUGAUCACGAAAUUCUUAAACUAUGCGGACAAGGCUUUGAUUCUCUCUACCUACAAAAAGCUGACAUCUCCUCUGAUGGUACGUGGUCACAAGGUGUUGCUGUUUAAUGAUUUCUCAGCGGAGGUGGCAAAGAGGCGCAAGGCAUUUUCUCCAAUUUGCUCGCAACUGGUGGCUCAACAGAGAAAGUUCACUCUACAAUACCCUGCAGUGCUCCGAGUUUUCAAGUUAGAUGGCACUACUGAAUCUUUUACUACACCUGAAGAUGCAAUGGCGGCGUUGAAUUUGAGAGCCGCAGUUGCAGGGACUGCUUUGUCGGAGAAGAAUAAGAGACGACGCCAUGCAAGCCCUCCUACUCCGCCAGUUGCGAUGGAAAAAAAUGCAUUUUAUUUUGCUCUUUCUGGCUUUUUGUCUCCUAACAAAUGUGAAAAUCCAUACGACUGCCCCAAAGAUUACCAAGGACUCUUCAUGAAGGAAACUAUUACUGAGAUCCCUAAAUCCAUCAAAAAACAACUGAAGUAUUCUUUGUGCAGACUGGAAUUUCGACAAACCGGCAAGAUGCAUUCAAAUUUACAUGAGCUUAAAGCUGGAGUCUUCAGCAAUCUCAGCAGCCUGGUAAAGCUGGUUCUUAGGAACAACAACAUUACUUCUUUGGAUCAAGGAAUUUUUGACAACCUACACAUUUUAGAAGAUCUCUACCUAAAUCUCAACAACUUACCUUCUUUUCCUCCUGGCAUAUUUGAUGCACUUGGAAAACUCAAAAUACUGCAUCUAGCAAAAAAUUUAUUGACUUUGUUACCGGAGGACAUAUUUAAGCUUCCUCAAGGAUUGGUAGACAGUAACCACCUUCUUAGUGAAUUCAGUAUUAAUAAUAACAAAAUAAAAGUAUGGCCCAAAGGUUUUUUGGCUAAGUCAAAGAAUCUUGAAAAAUUGUUCUUGGAAAGUAAUUUGUUUGAAGAACUUCCAGAUCAAAUGCUAUUUGGGCUUAAUAAAAUAAAAUAUCUUAGAAUGAAUAAGAAUAAAUUAAAGAGGCUCCCGGAUUCAAUAUCUGAUGGUAAUAUUGUUACAGAACUUGAUCUGUCUGAAAAUGAAAUAACUGAUAUUCCAGCUACUGCAUUUAAUAAUUUUAUAAAGUUGAAAAAGUUGGUGAUUUCUUCAAACAGACUUACUGAGCUAACCAAGGAAAUGUUUUCUGGUUUGGGAAAGUUAACAGAGAUAAAUAUGGAAAAAAAUUAUCUUAGUAGCUUUCCAAAUGAGGUGUUCUCAUCCCUCCCAGAGUUAAAGACACUUAGACUUAAUAACAACAAGUUCACCAGCAUCAAUGUUAGUCCAAUUGAGUCUGUGCCCAAACUUACUAGUUUAUUUUUAAAGAAUAAUCCCUGGGCUUGUGACUGUAACUUACAUGAUCUCUACAACUGGAUAAAUGGCAACAAAGCAAAAGUAAGGGACAUUGAUAAGAUAUUGUGUGAAUUGCCAGAUAAUCUCAAAAUACAAAUUGUAAACUCUCUAAAGGUUUAUGAAUUAGUUUGCUCAACAACUCCAAGGACAACAUUACAAACCACCACCAAAGCAGCCAUUAUCACAACUCUUCCAACUACCAUCCACACAACAACUCUGCAGAUCACUACUGUAAAGUCUAAAACAACUCUAAUGACUACAACACUUAAAACAACAGUCCCUCACACCACUCCUCUGCCAACUACAGCUCAUAUGCCAACCACUCAAUUUACAACAUGGCAACUUUAAGGCUAUGUUCACAAGAUGGAAUUUCUGUUUUGAAUUUCGCAAAAGAAUUGAUGUCAAUAGGAUUCUGCUAAACUGUGCACACGGUGGAAUUUCUGUGGCAGAUGCUUCUUCCAUUGAGAUCCUGAUUCCGGAGUCCGCAGAAAGAUUAGACAUGUCUAUUCUUUCUGCAAUGUCCGCAUAAAAAUGCAAUGCUGUCUAUGAGACGGCACAUUUCAAAGCAGUCCAAGUGCCAGCAUGUGCUGCAGGCGCUCCGAUGUCAGUAGAAUAUCCGCACAGAAGAUUUUCAUGUUGUUCAUUUGCAUGAAUAUAAACUCAGGUGAAUAUAAACUCCAGUCUAUAACAUAAUGAAUAACGAACAGCAGCAAAUAAAGUGGACAAAGCACAAGCUGGUACAUGUUGCAGUGAGUCUGUAGACUUAAUUCACAAAUUAUAGGAGUGAAAUGCAGCAUGUAUUCUAUUGAAGGAGACAACAAGGCAUCAAGCUUAUUGUCAAAUUAUUAACUGCUUGUAAGUGACAUUACAGUAUUAUACUAACAGCAAUCUAAAUGAAUUAUAUAUAAACUGGGUUCUUUAGAAACAUAGAAUGUGUCAGCAGAUAAGAACCAUUUGGCCCAUCUAGUCUGCCCAAUAAUCUGAAUCCUAUCAAUAGUUCCUGGUCGUAUCUUAUAUGAAGGAUAGCCUUAUGCUUAUCCAAUGCAUGCUUUUUUUUUUGAAUAAUUGUUUAUUUAAUUAAACAAGUUUUUCCAAAAUUAUACAACAGAGAAAAAUAAAACAAAUGGCAUAAAAGUUUAUGCCGACAAAACAGGCAAAAAUAAAUCAUACAAGAGAACAGAAGAAAGGAGGAGGGGAAAUAUUUGGUGACAAUCUUCAUGCAGUCCCAUCUUCACAAGUCCAUCCGAGGUAGGGUGACAAUGAUGGAUGUUUAGGACAGGCAUGGAGGUCAGCCAGGAUAAAGGAAACUUUCUCCAAGUUACAUUAAUAAGUUUGUAAACACGAAAGGGAA
Molecule: messenger RNA, 5936 nt
Organism: Hyla sarda
Lineage: Eukaryota; Metazoa; Chordata; Amphibia; Anura; Hylidae
Exons: 8
Coding region: 140-4933 (1597 amino acids)
Molecular function (GO): protein binding
Source: RefSeq, a predicted model, not a curated record